This is a messenger RNA of Amphimedon queenslandica, 763 nucleotides long. RefSeq lists its product as uncharacterized. Bases 159 to 671 code for a protein of 170 amino acids. Gene Ontology annotation, cellular component: membrane. The transcript has 6 exons. NCBI's taxonomy places the organism in Eukaryota, Metazoa, Porifera, Demospongiae, Haplosclerida, Niphatidae. The record is from RefSeq and is a predicted model, not a curated record.
AUUUUAGAUUAGUGAUAAUAUUAAAUCAUAGUACUUUGACCUGAUCCUAGGACUACCUGGAAACAAUGUGUGGGUGUAGCUUCAAUUAUUUUUUCUAUAAAUAAGAUUGUGCAAAUAGACCUAUUCAUUACAGUCCCAGUAACUUAUAUAGUAACCCCAUGGAUUCAGAACUUCUCACAACUGAAAACUCAGAGCAAGAGAAAUCCUCACCUCAACCAGAUCAGCCUCCAGAGCACCAGCCACCACAAAAAACUCAAACAGAAGUAGGAACAGAUACUACAACAUCAAAAGAUCCACCUUCACCACAAUAUAGGGAUGAAAAAAUUGGCACCAAUCAAGACUCAGAGCCUACAGUUAUUAUUGCUACACAACCAGGACCAACAGUCAUUAAUGCAAGGAUUGAAAAGUCUGGUGACUACUACUUGACAUUGUCAAUAAUAUUGACUGUCAUAUGUUGCUGCUGUGGCAUUUGGGACUCUCUUUUCUGCACUAUACCAGCAAUAUUCUUUGCAUCUGCUGCUCGUGAUGCAGAGUCCCGUGGUGAAUAUGACAAAGCCAUUUCAAGAGGAAGAGUUGCUUUCUUUCUUAACAUAGCUGCUUGCGUCUGGUGGCUGAUUACAGUCAUCAUUAUUGUAAUUGCAGCUGUUACUAGUGCCCUAACAAAUAAUUAGUAACUUGAUUUGAGACAACAUUAACCUGAUAAAUAAAGUAUUAUAACAUUUAUAUUAUUUUGUUAUUGAUAAUUAUAGUUUGUUUUAAUGUA